AUGGGCUCCAAUCCCCUGGACCUCGACGCAGACCAACACGACGAUGAAAUGGACUCCGACUCAGAGCCCGAGCCCGAAUACAACGUCAAGACUGAAGCCAUGGACCGUUUCAUGCCUGACGCUGAGGGAACACCUACCGAAUCCACACCUCCCAAACUCAUCAACGGCCCCGGUCCAACACUGGGCUCAACUAAACAAUCUAUCAUGUCGAUCAUUGAUCGAACCCCGGAUACUGAGCGCGAGGCACUCUCCGCGCUACCUCCUACAGAUGUGCAGAGUGCUUCGCCGGAGUCUUCGGUGCCCUCUAAGCGCAAGUACGAGUACUCGCCCGCUGCAGCGGAAAAAGAAAACGCUGAGCCUAAUGAGCGUGCGGAGUAA
This is a messenger RNA of Penicillium brevicompactum, 378 nucleotides long. RefSeq lists its product as uncharacterized. The transcript has a single exon. Lineage: Eukaryota; Fungi; Ascomycota; Eurotiomycetes; Eurotiales; Aspergillaceae. The record is from RefSeq and is a predicted model, not a curated record. Bases 1 to 378 code for a protein of 125 amino acids.